AUGGACGGAGGGAGUGGCCUGAACAUUAUGUACGCGGAGAUGCUGGACGCUAUGGGCAUCGAUCGCUCACAGCUUCGUCCAUCCGGUGCACCGUUCCAUGGAGUUGUGCCUGGGAAGCAGGCGCUACCUAUCGGGCAGAUCGACCUGCCAGUGACAUUCGGGGAUCCGACCAAUUUCAGGACGGAGACCUUAACGUUCGAAGUGGUGGGAUUCUCCGGGACCUACCACACGUUAUUAGGUCGGCCGUGCUAUGCUAAGUUCAUGGCAGUCCCCAACUAUACAUACCUCAAGCUAAAGAUGCCCGGGCCGAGGGGUGUCAUAACUGUAGGCACUUCCUUCCAGCAUGCCUUUCAGUGCGAAAAGGAGUGCUGCGAGCACGCCACGACUGUCAUUGCCUCAGAGGAGCUUAUUGUUCUAAAGGCAGAACACGAAGAAGGGCCCCUUGAUUCCAACGGCAAGAAGUCUGGAUCGUUCCAGGCGGCUGUGGACACCAAGGAGAUUGAGAAAAGCGCGCUCGUCGACUUCCUCCGAGCUAACAAAGAUAUCUUCGCGUGGAAGCCGUCCGACAUGCCGGGGAUCCCAAGGGAGGUCGCCGAGCAUGCCCUGAAGAUCAAUCGUGGGUCGAAGCCCGUCAAGCAGUGA
Panicum virgatum (switchgrass) is the source of this 642-nucleotide messenger RNA. RefSeq lists its product as uncharacterized. The transcript has 2 exons. The record is from RefSeq and is a predicted model, not a curated record. Lineage: Eukaryota; Viridiplantae; Streptophyta; Magnoliopsida; Poales; Poaceae. The coding region runs from base 1 to 642 and encodes 213 amino acids.